Vicugna pacos (alpaca) is the source of this 924-nucleotide messenger RNA. Lineage: Eukaryota; Metazoa; Chordata; Mammalia; Artiodactyla; Camelidae. The record is from RefSeq and is a predicted model, not a curated record.
AUGUCUUCUCCCAAUCUCACCGAGUCCCGUCCAUCUUCAUUCCUGUUGCUGGGAAUUCCAGGGUUGGAAGUUGCACAAAUCUGGUUUGGCUUGCCCUUCUGUGUGGUGAAUCUGACUGCUCUUGUUGGAAAUGUUAUCAUUCUGUUUGUUAUGACUGAUCAUAGCCUUCAUCAACCCAUGUUCUACUUCCUGGCCAUGCUGUCAGUGAUUGACCUGAGUCUUUCUACAGCUACCAUCCCCAAGAUGCUGGGUAUCUUCUGGUUCAGCCUUCAGGAGCUGUGCUUUGGGUGCUGUAUUGCUCAAGUCUUUUUUAUCCACUUUUUUACGGUCAUGGAGAGCAUUGUACUUCUUGCCAUGGGUUUUGAUCGCUAUGUGGCGAUUUGCAACCCCCUCAGGUACAGCAUGAUCCUCACCAACAGAGUCAUUGGUGUGAUUGCUGUGGUGGUAGUUCUAAGAAGCUUAAGCAUGAUUGUUCCCAUCAUUUUUCUCCUCCUGAGGCUGCCUCAUACCUAUUGUGAGCACAUGGGAGUGGCAUGCCUGGCUUGUGCCAGCAUUAGUGCCAAUGUCUACUAUGGUCUUGGGAAUAUUUCUAUCUUGUUUCUGGAUGUGCUUCUAAUCAUUAUCUCCUAUGCUAGGAUCUUAUAUGCCAUCUUUCACCUCCCUUCCCAAGAUGCCCACCUAAAGGCUCUAAAUACCUGUAGUUCUCAUAUCUGUGUUAUCUUAGCCUCCUUUGGCCCAGCUCUCUUCUCCUUCUUCACCCAUCGUUUUGGUCAUAGCAUCCCCCAGUAUAUCCAUAUCCUUCUGGCUAAUUUUUAUGUAGUCAUCCCCACUGCCCUCAACCCAGUCAUUUAUGGGAUCAGGACCAAACAGAUCCAGGAGUGGGUACAGAGUAUCUUUGUUAAAAAAAGAUUGAAUGAGAGGUAA